This is a messenger RNA of Cynara cardunculus var. scolymus (artichoke), 1673 nucleotides long. Its product is annotated as protein disulfide-isomerase 5-2. The coding region runs from base 200 to 1483 and encodes 427 amino acids. The transcript is spliced from 5 exons. Gene Ontology annotation, biological process: protein folding; response to endoplasmic reticulum stress. Gene Ontology annotation, cellular component: endoplasmic reticulum. Gene Ontology annotation, molecular function: protein disulfide isomerase activity. Lineage: Eukaryota; Viridiplantae; Streptophyta; Magnoliopsida; Asterales; Asteraceae. The record is from RefSeq and is a predicted model, not a curated record.
AAGUGAUCGUUGCCUGAGCGAAGAUAUAAAAAGCUUAUUCGGUUGACAAAAUCUCGAUCCAGGGUAUGGAGCAGUUGAAUUCCAUCGUCUGAUUUCAUUCUUCUAUAAUAACACUAAUUGAAAGUAGCCAAGAAUAUUCAUAAGAAAGAAGGCAGAAUCAUCAACAUCAUCGUUUUCUGUGUCCGGAAAUCCUUCAAAGAUGUCCUCCGUCCGCUUUCUUGUAGCACUCUGUAUCAUCUCCUCGCUUGUUCCGUCGAUCUUUUCGCACGAGUUUAAGAUAGAUGGGAAGGUUUUGGAGCUUGAUGAAUCCAACUUCGAUGCCGCAAUUUCUUCCUUCGAUUUCAUCUUCGUCGAUUUCUAUGCCCCAUGGUGUGGCCACUGCAAACGUCUAUCUCCAGAGUUAGAUAAAGCUGCUCCUAUGCUUUCCGGAUUGACGAAGCCCAUUGUGAUUGCAAAAGUAAAUGCCGACAAGUAUUCCCGUCUUGCUUCAAAAUAUAAAAUCGAUGGGUUUCCUACCUUAAAGAUUUUUAUGCAUGGAGUUCCCACUGAAUAUAAUGGGCCAAGAAAAUCAGACUUACUAGUUCGAUAUCUCAGGAAGUUUGUUGCUCCUGAUGUUACUGUUCUUGAAUCUGAUUCUGGUAUUACUGAGUUUGUUGAAGCAGCUGGGACGGCUUUUCCAAUAUUUAUAGGCUUUGGUUUGGAUGAGUCAGCAAUAUCAAAUUUGGCAAUUAAAUUCAAGAAAAAUGCAUGGUUUUCGGUGGCAAAAGAUUUCUCAGAAAAAACCAUGGCUUUGUAUGAGUUUGAUAAGGUGCCUGCUUUGCUAGCCCUUCAUCCAAACUUCAACGAACAGAACAUUUUUUAUGGUCCAGUUGAAGAGAAGUUUUUGGAAGAGUUUAUUCAACAGAGUCUUUUGCCAUUGACCCUACCAAUCAGUCCAGAAGGUCUAAAGCUGUUGAAAGACGAUGAUAGAAAAAUCGUGCUGACCAUUGUGGAGGAUGAGACACACUUUGAAUCAAAGGCAUUGAUCAAGUUAUUGAGGGCAGCUGCAUCUGCAAACCGUGAUCUUGUAUUUGGUUAUGUAGGUUUUAACCAGUGGCAAGAUUUUGCUGAGGCUUUUGAAGUUGAUAGGAAAACUCCAUUGCCGAAGAUGGUUGUUUGGGAUGGGAAUGAAGUAUUUUUCUCGGUUAUCGGUUCAGAAAGCAUUCACAGUGAGGAUCAAGGAUCCCAAAUCACACUUUUUCUUGAAAGAUUCAGAGAGGGAAAGGUUAUACAGAAGCAGCUCGGCCCUUCAUUUUUCGGCUAUAUUACUUCACUUAUUGGUAUGAGAACUGUCUACAUCAUUGUGUUUCUGAUUGCCGUGAUGUUUCUUAUUGCUACCAUUGGAAAAGAGGAACCAUUAACGACUGGUACUCAGUACCGCUCUGCAAGCGCUUCAACCACCAUUGCUGAUAACGCACGUCUGUCUGCCCACAAGGAAGAUUAGAACGCCAGAUUUAGUUGGUGUAAGAGAAAUACGAACACAUGGAUAUGGAUUGUUUCAGGAACUCUUUCGUUCAUUUGUCCAUUAUUGUUUUUGUUUUGAACACUGCUCGUAGAUUUAUGUUACUAGAACCUUUUAAUUUAUGAAAAAGAGAAGCGAUUCGUAUCAUAAUUUAGUUUUCGUUAUGUUCUGG